This is a messenger RNA of Megalobrama amblycephala (Wuchang bream), 1743 nucleotides long. RefSeq names its product E3 SUMO-protein ligase ZBED1-like. The record is from RefSeq and is a predicted model, not a curated record. Gene Ontology annotation, molecular function: protein dimerization activity. The transcript has 8 exons. Bases 1 to 1743 code for a protein of 580 amino acids. Lineage: Eukaryota; Metazoa; Chordata; Actinopteri; Cypriniformes; Xenocyprididae.
AUGAUAAAGCACCUCCGAAUUCAUGGAGUUGAAAUAAAUGCGUGCCCCGUCUUUAAUGCGCUGCGCCGAACAUCCUCCGCCGCCUCUUCCUCUGGCUCCGACCCCCAGCCUGGCACCGCAGUGACUGCACUGAAGUCCGAAUCCGCGGCAAGGGGGAAGAUGUCGGCGCAACAAAAGGAAGAGUGCCACAGAAAGGUCACUGCACACAUUGUGAAAAGACUGCAUCCCUUUUCAGAGGUGGAAUCACCAACAUUUAGGGACAUGGUGAAAACUCUAAACCCCAAAUAUACACCACUUUCCAGGGAUUACUUGUCAAACACAUUAAUCCCAUCGUGGUACAAGGUUGAGAAGUCUAAUAUUAUUACAGAGCUCAGUGAAGUCAGCGCUGUUGCACUCACAUGUGAUGGCUGGAGUAGCAUCACACAGGACCACUACCUCACCAUCACAGCACACUACAUAGAAGAGGGCAAAAUGCAGCAAAAAGUGCUAAAAACAAAGGCUGUUUACAAAGCACAGACCGGUUGUGUUGUUGCAGAGGAAAUUAGUGAUGUUCUGUCAGAGUUUGGCAUAUCUGAUAAAAUUGUAGCAGUAACUGUAGAUAAUGCUGCCAACAUGGAUGUGGCAAUUAAGCGCCUGCGAUUUGUGAAACUGUGCUGUUUUGCCCACACACUUAAUUUAGCAGCACAAAGUCUAUACUCCCUAAAUUCAGUGAGUCAGUGGGUGGCCAAGGUCCGAACCAUUGUUGUGUGGAUGAAGAGGUGCUCAAUGGCCAAGGUGGUUCUAGGAGAGAAGCAACAACUUCUACAGCUGCCCCGACACUCACUCAUACUCGAUGUGAGAACACGGUGGAACUCUCUGUACCUAAUGCUGGAGAGAUUCACAGAGCAGUACCCUGCAAUUCAAGCAGCCAGCUUGGAUCAACGGCUGAGAAAAAAUAUGGAUAGGGACAGACUUGCUCGGCUAACUGAGGAGGAUUUUAGGAAAGCUGAAGACUUCAUCAACCUGAUGAAGGUGCUCUACACCUCAACACUCUGCGUGUCCUCCGAAAAGAGUCCCACAUGUGGACAGAUUCUGCCUAUCCUCAAAAAGCUUGAGGCACACCUAGCUGUAAAUGAGGGAGACACAGUCUUUGUAUCAAACCUUAAAAAACAGGUUUGGGCAAACCUAUCCAAGCGCUACCAGAAUGAUGAGAUCAGGAACUUUCUCCAAGUGGCCACCGCGUUGGAUCCACGCUUUAAACAUAAAUUGGAUGAUGGCACGGUUGACACCAUCUGGGACCAGAUCCAGAGAAAUCUGAUUGAACAGUCAACAGAGGAAGACGGUGGAGCUGAUGGGGACACCAUGCAGUCUGAGAAUGAGGACGAGCAGGAGAGUCAACAGCCUCCCUGCAAACUGCCCAGGAAGACUCCACUGGAGGAGCUGUUCGCUGAGGAAGAGGCACAGAACAUAGUGUCACAGCAGAGCUCCAUAUCCAUCAAGAAACAAGUGGAGAGAGAGCUGCAGAUAUACCAGGAAGUUCCACCAGUCCUUAUGUCUGAGGACCCUGCUGCAUGGUGGUGGAACCAACAAAAGACUUAUCCUUUGCUGUCAAAUCUCGCUUUCUCCUAUUUAUGCGUUCAAGCUUCUUCUACACCCAGCGAACGUGUUUUCUCCACAGCAGGAGAUGCUAUCUGUCCAGAACGCUCACGCAUCCUGCCUGAGAAGGCAGAUAUGAUCAUUUUCCUAAACAAGAACUGUUUCUGA